Raphanus sativus (radish) is the source of this 2785-nucleotide messenger RNA. RefSeq names its product pre-mRNA-processing factor 39-1. Lineage: Eukaryota; Viridiplantae; Streptophyta; Magnoliopsida; Brassicales; Brassicaceae. Gene Ontology annotation, biological process: RNA processing; mRNA 5'-splice site recognition. The coding region runs from base 190 to 2535 and encodes 781 amino acids. Gene Ontology annotation, molecular function: protein binding. The transcript has 15 exons. Gene Ontology annotation, cellular component: commitment complex; U1 snRNP; U2-type prespliceosome. The record is from RefSeq and is a predicted model, not a curated record.
GUAACCCGUUCGUUUCAAUCCUCCGUCGUCUCUAACCCUAUAACCCUCUCUUCCUGUAAACGAAACAAACACGAGAUCGAAAAAAGCUUAAGAGCUCCGAGCAUUUACUGACUCCAAUCACUUCUAGAAGCGAAGCGAGCUUCCUUUUCAGUUUCCGAGUUUCGGUUUACAAGUCUGUUCAAGAAAGUUAUGGGAGACAGCGAGGCCAUGGUUACCCAGGGCUAUACCUCUGCACCGUACGGAGAAUAUAAUGCUUCUGUGGAAUCUACAGGGCAAGAAAACGCUUCUUUGGUCAAUGGGACUGGCCCUGAACCUGAAGGUGGUUCAAGUGUGCCAGUGGAAAAUGGAAAGGCAUCAGAUGAGGUGGCUGUUACAGCUCCAGGAGCGGAGCAUGUAGAAAAUGCUGUCUCUACUCUUUCACCAGAAGAGGAGCGCCUAUGGAGUAUUGUAAGGGCUAAUUCUUCAGAGUUCAAUGCUUGGACUGCCCUGAUUGACGAGACAGAGAGGAUAGCUCAGGACAAUAUAGGAAAAAUCCGGAAGGUGUAUGAUGCUUUCCUAGCUGAAUUUCCUUUGUGUUAUGGCUACUGGAAGAAGUAUGCGGAUCAUGAGUCUCGGGUGGGAGCUAUGGACAAAGUCGUGGAGGUUUAUGAAAGGGCAGUGCAGGGGGUGACAUAUUCAGUGGAUAUUUGGAUUCAUUAUUGCACUUUUGCCAUCAAUACAUAUGGAGAUCCAGACACGAUCAGAAGAUUGCUACAGAAAGUCCUCUCAUUUGUGGCGGAAAGAUCUGAUUGCAUCCAUGUGCAAAACGCUGCUUGGAAGAUGUCAACCAGUUUUGGGCUUAGGCUUUUUGAACGAGCUCUGGUUUACGUUGGGACUGAUUUUCUGUCAUCUCCACUGUGGGACAAAUACAUUGAGUAUGAGUGCAUGCAGCAGGACUGGAGCCGAGUUGCCAUGAUUUACUCCAAAAUAUUGGAAAAUCCUAUUCAAAAUCUUGAUAGAUACUUCGCCAACUUUAAGGAAUUAGCUGUAACAAGGCCUCUGUCUGAACUAAGGAGUGCCGAGGAAUCCACAGCAGUUGCAGCUGCUAGUGAUGCUUCUAAAGCUGCACCAUCUGAGUCUGAUGGAAAGGCAGAUGAAGGAAAAUCUCAAGCUGAUGUUUCCUCCGAACAGUCUCCUAAACUGGAAGCUGCUGGUUCAACUGAUCCCGAGGAGUUGAAGAAAUACAUUGGCGUCAGAGAAGCCAUGUAUAUAAAAGCCAAAGAGUUUGAAGCCAAGAUCAUUGGUUUUGAAAUGGCUAUAAGAAGACCAUAUUUCCAUGUGCGGCCUCUCAAUGCUACAGAGCUAGAGAACUGGCAUAACUAUCUGGAUUUCAUAGAGAAGGAUGGAGACUUCAAUAAGGUGGUCAAGCUGUAUGAAAGAUGUCUAGUUGCAUGUGCAAAUUACCCUGAAUACUGGAUUCGCUAUGUACUAAGCAUGGAAACAAGUGGAAGUAUGGACCUUGCAGACAACGCCCUUGCUCGAGCAACUCAAGUGUUUGUCAAGAGACAACCAGAAAUUCACCUUUUUGCUGCUCGAUUAAAAGAGCAGAAUGGGGAUAUAGCUGGUGCAAGAGCUGCAUUCCAAUUAGUGCACUCUGAAAUUUCUCCCGGACUUGUUGAAGCAGUAAUUAAACAUGCAAACAUGGAACAGCGACAAGGAAAACCGGAGGAUGCUUUUGCAUUGUAUGAGCAAGUGAUUGCUCUUGAAAUGGGAAAAGAGAACUCCACAGUACUGCCGCUGCUGUAUGCUCAGUAUUCAAGAUUUUCAUAUUUGGUUUCAGGGGACGCUGAGAAAGCUAGGAAGAUUCUAGUGGAAGCACUCGACCACGUGCAACCGUCAAAACCUCUCUUGGAAACACUGCUUCAUUUUGAGAGUUCUCUGCCAGCACCAAGACAGAUUGAUUACCUUGCGCCAUUUGUUGAGAAGGUUAUAAAUCCAAAUUCAGAUACCCAGAACAUUGCGAGUUCCACUGAGAGAGAAGAGCUGUCGUUGAUAUAUAUAGAGUUCCUGGGCCUCUUUGGAGAUGUUAAGUCCAUUAAAAAGGCAGAAGAUCAACACGCUAAACUCUUCCGCCGGAGCACGUCAGAGCUGAGAAAGCGUAGCGCGGAUGACUUUCUAUCUUCUGAUAGGACUAAAAUGGCGAAAAUUUACAACGGCACUACUCCUGCUCAGCCAGUGUCUGCACAGGCUCAAUGGUCUGGUGGAUACGCUGCACAGCCUCAGACUUGGCCACAAGCACAAGCCGCUCCUGCACAACCACAACAAUGGAACCCCACCUAUGGCCAGCAGCAGGCUGCGUAUGGUGCAUAUGGUGGAUAUCCCGCUGGUUAUACUGCUCCACAAGCACAAGCGCCCGUGCCACAAGCUGCUGCUUAUGGCGCAUAUCCUGCGCCGGCAUAUCCACCACAGAGUUACGCACCUCCUGCGGCACCAGUGGCUGCGCCGGUCCAGCAACCCGCUGCUGCUCCUCAAGCUUACUACAACACUUACUACUGAGCCUGAUAGUGUUUUUUUCUUUCGUUUUUGUUAUGAGAGAUUUAUAUAACCAUCUCCUCCUUAGCUACUUAAGUCGAGUGUCUGACUCGUGUCUGAAUGUUUACAUGUGUACGUUCUCGAUCAGUUACAUUAGCUUUUACUUUUCAGUUGCUUGAUACGUAAAAAGGUUCUUGAAUUUUCGCUGGUAAUGAUACAUAUUUGUAACCGGAGACGUUUCAAUCGAUUAACCGGUUUUGCUCGGUUUAAAUGA